Messenger RNA from Eurytemora carolleeae, 630 nucleotides. Its product is annotated as cysteine-rich DPF motif domain-containing protein 1. The record is from RefSeq and is a predicted model, not a curated record. Bases 25 to 483 code for a protein of 152 amino acids. NCBI's taxonomy places the organism in Eukaryota, Metazoa, Arthropoda, Copepoda, Calanoida, Temoridae. The transcript has 2 exons.
CUCUAUCUGUGAUUUAUUUAUUAAAUGUUAAAAUUUCAGAUCAAGAUGAUGGAAGAUAAAUCCAAGUUCCUGGACCGAUUAACGGAUCAGGAGAAGCAGCUUGACUCGUCCGGGAAGGAGGGACGAAAGGACGAGUUUCUGGAGAAAACAAUUCCGUUUACCUGCAAGCUCUGUGAGCUGAGUGAGAUGGUUCACUAUCACGGGAGGAAACCUAAGUUUGUGAAGAACCUGGUUGAGUUCAACGAGGACGCUUAUCUCAUGAUAGAUCCGUUCUCAGCUCGUGAGACAAGGUUUGGGAAUAAUUUUCUCCAGGUGGGCGGGGACUGUUCGCAUUGUGGAGCUGCAGUUUGUGUGGACUGCUCCAUAUUCUACACCAGAAGGUUUUGUUUGACCUGCUCCGAGUUCUACUCCUCCGAGUUCCCUACUGAUGUACAGACCCGGAUACAGAAACUAGGACAGGGAAGGAAGGAUAUGGAUAAAUGAGAUGAAGGAGAAUCAUGAAAAUAAUGUUUUAACCAGAUAUGCAGACCGCCGACUGCAGAGGAAAAUUCCGGAGAAGGGUAGAACCGCUGUUUGAGUUCAAUGACAGACAAAGAUUGUUUUUUUUAAUUACAAAAUAUUUCAGAAAAA